Molecule: messenger RNA, 4351 nt
Organism: Eurytemora carolleeae
Lineage: Eukaryota; Metazoa; Arthropoda; Copepoda; Calanoida; Temoridae
Exons: 7
Coding region: 2412-3971 (519 amino acids)
Source: RefSeq, a predicted model, not a curated record
AUUACACUUUCUUCCUACGCAUAAUAAUAUUAUACCACAUUCUUGGAGGAUUUGAAUGCAUUCCCAGAAUUAAUAUGUUAAUUCUUAUUUUAAAUUGAAUUAUAUCUCACUUUCAUUUAAUUUUAUCAAUAAUAUUAUGCUGUAAGUAAUUUUAAUCGUGUUUAUUUUUAGAGACCUGUUUGUAGAAUUAAUGCAUGAUUGGACACAUUCUUUGUAUCUGUAGCUGCACAAAUAAUAAAGUGGAAAACAUAUGAAUCUAAGAUUUAUAAUUGGAUUUUCUUAAUUUCUUAAUCAUUAGUUCUUCACUUUUGUUACGAGUAUACCUGUAAGUUGAUAAAUGUUAGUAGUUUUUGGGCUCAUUUUCUAUAAAAGACUAUUUUAUCUAAUUUUAUGCUUGAAUAUUUGUGCAAUUUAACCUACUUUUCAUUAAUCAACAUUGUCUGUCCAGGGCUGUAGAAGUAGAUAGAAUUAAAAUCUGUGUGCAAUUUUUGUGUCAUCGAAUUUCUGUGUAGUUAAGUUGCUUUCUUUGCAUGAGCUUUAAUCUUUCCAAGUAACUUUUGAACAACUUCAUAGACUUUUAGUAUUUCAGACUUGGAAGUGUUGGUUUUAGAAAUGGUUAGGAGUGUAGAGCUCAGUGAGGCAGAUCAGAAACAACUUGAAGAAGGAGGCGCUUUAGAUCCCAAAACUUUAAAAAACAGAAAAUAUGAAUAUGAACAUUUUAUGAAAUGGAUCAAAGAUGUAAAAAAAGUGGAAAAUAUAGAAGAAGCUGCUGAUUCAGUCGUCGAAGAAUGUUAUAACGAGUAUUUCUUCACUCUCAGGGUAACCCCUACGGGUAAGCAUGCACUAAAAGGAGAAGGUAAAAGGAGAAAGGCGCCCCAAAUUGAAUUCUGCAAGAAAAACAAAGUCCCAGGUCAAGCUAGCUCUGAAAGAAAUUCACAAGAUCGACAUGGAUGACGAGAUUAAGUAUCCUGAUGUUAAGAAGAAGUGGAAAGCAUAUACAGAACUGUUAGCGAAAGAAGGUCUGUCUUUUACUGAACAUCACCAAGAAGUUUCUGCUGAUUCUAUCGAUCAGAUCUUCAAGCUUGUGUACCAUGCUUUUGAAGCCUUGAAGAAUAGAGACGAUCCUAAUUUGCUUGCUGCACAUCUGGGAAACAUACCUGCAGAUUUUCAUCCUAAGCUAAACCAACUUGCUCAGUAUGGUGUACAGCUCAUCGUCACCCAGUUUGACGCUCGACAGGGUUGUGAAGGAAUUAAUAGUUUGAAAGUAGAAAACUUCAAGAAGUUUGAAGACAAAAAUCGUAAAAUAUUCUACUUCAAGAAGGUAAUAACUGAAAAAGAUAAGAACCACAAAUUUGGACAGAAUGAGGUUGAGAAUACUGGGCUGAUUCCUUUCCUUGCGUUGAAUACCUUCUACAAUCCUGGAAAGAUACUCAAAGAAUACUUGGAGUUUCUUCCUUCUAAAGACGAUGACGCUUUAUUGUUCCCAAUGGCAAAACUUACAAGGAAAGGUUUCAAUGUCUUGGAUCCAAAGAAGCAGGUUCUCUUCUAUCUGAACAGAAAGAUUGGCCACAAUACCAUCCGCCAGAUGUUACCAGAGCUGUGCACAGCUGCAGGAGUAGAAAGAAGCACUAAUCAUCAAGGAAUGAGUAAUUUUUAUAAAAAUUCUGUGUCCUAGUGUAAUGGAAACUUUUGAGUAUCAACUACUUUAUGAGCAGCCCAAUUUUAUUUAUCCCCAACCUUAAAAAAAAACAUCAUUAGGAUUAAUUAUAGGAAUUUUUAAAAAAUAACAUUGCUCGUUUUAGUGCGUACUACAGUUGUUCAUGCCUUGAGACGUGCUGGAUACCCACUGGAGGAAAUCAUGAAGUUAACCGGACAUAAAUCUUUGGAAACUCUCUCAAGCACAUACAACUUCAAGAUUGAUACUGCUGAUAGGAUAAACAUGGCAGCUGCUAUAGGAUAUGGCCCCCAGCUUAGUAGAGGAGAAAUGUCAGAUGCAUCAGGAAUUUAUACAUUAUUAGCAAUUUUUUUAUGAAGAACAUGUUAUUUCUACUGAAGCUUAAAUGCUUUUUUGAAGUUUUAAAUCCUGGUUGUAAGAAUAUGAAUUUUUUUAAAGGGCUGUUUUAAAUACUUAAGUCUUAACCCCCCUCUCCCGCUAAAAUUUUCAUAUGAUCCUACAUUUUUCAAGUGGCAUUUUUGAUUUAAAACAGUAUUCUUUAAACAUCAGAUGGUUAAAUAUUCGGAAGAUUUGUGUUUUUAUAUCUCAGAAAAAGUUAAUUUAUCUUUCCCUUCAUUGGGUCUAUUGCAUUAAUCACUUUUUAACCACAAUUGAAAUUGAUCAAAUUUCAGCUUGAAAAACAAAUAAAUGUUUACUUUACUGGUUGGUAAAUAUUAAACGUUUGCUACACAAUAUAAUGUAUAACUUUCUUCUAGUGUACACAAAGUUACCAAUACAGAGUAACAAUCCUGCUGUUAGAUACUUUUCUGUUCAAGAAAAUACUGAAGGAGGAAGGGAUGAAAAUAUCUUCAAACAUUCACAUGAUAGAACAGUUAUACCAAACUUCAACUUGGAUGAUGUUAUCAUUGAAGACGAGAACGAUGAUUUCAAUUCUGAGGAUGAUUUAAUGAUACUUGAAACCACUCAGCAAAUCGAAGAGGAGCUCAGUAAGAGGAGAAAAGCCAAAUUUGAUGAGUUUAAUUCAGAGGAUGAGAGUGAUUUGUUGAAAGCAGCAGAAACAGCAGAGAAGCAAAACCUAAGAGAGUUGAAAGCUAUAGCUGAAAGUCUGUCAAGGACACUUAAUGAUGCCAAAAAAAGCAAUUCUCCUCCCACUGCAAUAAAUCAACCUCUUCCUGUAAUACCUGGGCAUGUACCUAACCUUGUCUAUGGAGGAAUGCCUCCUGUAAAUUACUGUAUGAAUUGGCCCCAUGGAAACACCUGGUUCCCAGGUAAUCCAGGUUAUCAUCCUUACGGGUCAGCACCUGUAUUUAUGCCUGGAAAUAUGAUGAUGCCUUUAGUAUACCCAAACCAGGUACAGGGCAAUCAAAGUUUUGGAUUUAAUACCAAUUUGAAUCAGAACUAUCAAAUGGGUCCACAUCAGAAUACAAUAGCAGUAAGUGUACAUUCAGCUCAGAACAAUAAUGUUUUGGGAUCAAACACAGUGACUGAUGAACAUGCUCUUCUUCAAAACAUUCAAGUUGUAGUGGCUGAGAAUGAUUCAGAUAUCAUCUUGCAGGAUCUAGGGACUAUAGAGGUCCCAGUAAUUUGUCAUUCCGAAACAAAACCCUUCGAGAUCUCUAACUUGAGGGUUGUUGAACCCCUCAAUCCAGAUAUGAUGAACAAUCCUACGAUCAAGGUUGGUGAACCCCAGAUUCCAGAAAUGAUGAAGAACCCUGAAUUCAGGGUUGAUGAACCCCAGAUUCAAGAUAUGUUUAAGAAUCCUAACAUCAGGGUUGGUAAACCCCAGUAUCCAGAUAUAAAGAAUCAUGAGUUGAAGAUUUCUAAACCACGGAAACUAGAAAUGAAGAAGAUUCCUGAGCUCAAGUUUGCUAAAGUCCAGAAACCAAAAAAGAAGAAUAUCCCUGAACUCAUAACUUUAGAUAAUGAAGAUAACUUGGUUAUGACUCAAUCCCUAAUGGGGGGAAAAUCUGGGAAAAAAAUUCCACCUAUUUCUAAGCAGUCCUGGAUGCAGAUUUGCAAAAAAGUGGAUUGGAAUCCUAAAUUCAAGGUUGCUAAACCCCAGAAUCCAGAUAUGAUAAAGAAUCCAAAGAAGGUGGGUGAACCACGGAUUCCACUUCCAGAUAUGAUGAAGAAUUCACGAUCAAGGGUUGUUGAACCCAAGAUUCCAGAUAUGAUGAAGAAUCCUAAGUUCAAUGUUGUUGAACCUCAGAUUCCACCUAUUUCUAAGCAGUCCUGGAUGCAGAUUCGCAAAAAGGUGGAUUGGAGCAAGCCAUACAUCCCUAGCAGCAAGAAGUGAUGUUAAAUAGUAAAUAAUGUCACAUAAACGUUAAACAAUCAAGUCCGGCAUUAGAGUCAAAGAUUCUUUGUCUGUCAUCUUAAACGAUGAUUUUUUUUUCAUUAAUAUUUUUUUGUUUUAAUGUUGAAUUUGUAUUUCUUUGUUUUCUUAUGCUCAGUUAGAUAUUUUUCUCUUUUUUUCCUUUCAAUUCUCAUUUCUUUUUAGCUUAUUUUGUUAUUCCUUCAGCUAUGGUAAAGAAGUGAUGUUAAAUAUUAAAAAAUGUUACAUAGACAUUAAACAAUCAAAUCCGGCAUUUAAAGUCAAAGAUACUUUGUCAGUCAUCUUAAAUGAUGAUUUUUUUUCAUUAACAUUUUUUGUUUUAAUUCAUAAUUUGUAUUUCU